AUGCAGGCCUCCACGGCCUCCAAAUCUGCUCCAGGCUCUCGUCAUAGGGGGACCCGGAAGCUCCUCAGAGUCUACAUUCAUGGGUUCAUGGGCGGCGGAACGAACUUCCGGAUCUUUCCUGCCCAGGUUCAUAAUUUUGUUUUGUCCAUCGUUUUGGAAGAUCUGGGCUGGGGCGCCUAUGCAGAAGUGUAUCCGAAUUUCAAGACCAAUAACGGAUGUGGUACUGCUUGGGCGCUCUACCGCCGGAUUCUGGCGGCAGGGGUGGC
Messenger RNA from Tuber aestivum (summer truffle), 266 nucleotides. NCBI's taxonomy places the organism in Eukaryota, Fungi, Ascomycota, Pezizomycetes, Pezizales, Tuberaceae. The record is from the annotation of a GenBank genome assembly.